This is a messenger RNA of Acanthopagrus latus (yellowfin seabream), 2199 nucleotides long. RefSeq names its product peripherin (gene prph). Lineage: Eukaryota; Metazoa; Chordata; Actinopteri; Spariformes; Sparidae. Bases 62 to 1549 code for a protein of 495 amino acids. Gene Ontology annotation, cellular component: plasma membrane; type III intermediate filament; axon. The transcript has 9 exons. Gene Ontology annotation, molecular function: structural molecule activity. The record is from RefSeq and is a predicted model, not a curated record.
GCGUGAGGAUGAUGGGAUAGCCAGCUUGUGUGCAUAAAAACCCCUGGCACUCUUCAGUCGGAUGUCCUGUUGCCUCAAGAGCAUCUCCAAGCCUCCAGCUCUCUAUCUUUCCACAGCGAUAAAGAACAGAACAAGACCAACCAUGAGCCACUCAAUGCAUACCUCCACCUCCUACAGGCGCACCUUUGGAAGCCCAAGCCCAAUCUCCAUGUCCUCUUACUCUAAUGUGUCCUCCCGCAUGCCAGUUUCUGGAGGGCGCUACAUGCGUUCAAUGUCACCUGUGGUUGCAUCCCGCGGCACCACCUACCAACAGCAGCGUUCCCGGUCCAGCACCCAGCCCCCUCGCCUCUCUUACGACAAGGUGGACUUCACCCUGUCCGAAGCCAUCAACCAGGAGUUCCUCACCACCCGAAGCAAUGAGAAGGCCGAGCUGCAGGAGCUCAACGACCGCUUCGCCAGCUUCAUCGAGAAGGUGCGCUACCUGGAGCAGCAGAACGGUGCACUGCAGCAGGAGCUCAACCAGUUCAAGGGGCAACAGCAGCAUGGUCAGCCCAACCGCGCAACCGACAUCUUCCAGGAGGAGCUGAGGGAGCUGCGGCGCCAGAUGGACGGCAUCGGCAAGGAGAGAGACCAGUACCUAAUGGAGAGGGACAACCUUGCUGAGGACCUGGCCCUGAUGAAGCAGAGGUUGGAUGAAGAAACCCAGAAGAGGGCAGAUGCUGAGAAUAACCUGGUGGCCUUCCGCAAGGAUGUGGAUGAUGCCACACUGUCCCGUCUGGAGCUGGAGAGGAAGAUAGAGUCUCUGAUGGAUGAGAUUGAAUUCCUUAAGAAGCUCCAUGAUGAGGAAAUCCAGGAGGUACAAGUGAGUGUCCAGACCCAGCAGCUGAAGAUGGAGGUGGACAGCACUGCCAGGCCUGACCUGACUGGUGCGCUGAGGGACAUCAGGGCCCAGUAUGAGACCAUUGCCCUCAAGAACAUGCAAGAAUCUGAGGAUUGGUACAAGUCCAAGUUUGCUGACCUGACUGAAUCUGCAAAGCGCAGCACUGAUUCUCUGAGGCAGGCCAAGCAGGAGGCCAACGAGUCCAGGAGGCAGAUUCAGUCUCUCAACUGUGAAAUUGAUGCACUAAAGAACACGAACGAAGCUCUGCUGAGGCAGAUGCGUGACAUGGAGGACCAGUUUGGCAAUGAGAUUGGCAACUACCAAGACAACGUGUCCAGGCUGGAGGAUGAGAUCCGCCACCUGAAGGAGGAGAUGGCUCGCCACCUUCGGGAGUACCAGGAUCUCCUCAAUGUCAAAAUGGCUCUAGACAUUGAGAUUGCUACUUACCGUAAACUGCUGGAGGGGGAGGAGAGCAGGAUUACUGUUCCCAUCAUGAAUCUUGGCAUGAGCAACCACUUUGGUGAUCGAGACUAUGAACAGAGCCCUGGCACCCAGACCAAGAAGACUGUGGUGAUUAAGACUGUUGAGACUAGAGAUGGAGAGGUGGUGAAGGAAUCCAGGAGGGAGAAGGAGAGAGACUCUGAUAGAACCGACAAGGAUGACGAGUAAAUAAGGAAAAUUAAAAAUGUGAAGGCCAGAACAACAAGGGGGAACAAAAACAGAAAAAAAAACUCUGAUCUAUAUAGUCCUCAUUCCCACUAGUUAUGUGUUUUAUUGUCUAGCAGACAGUCUCAGUAUAGAUGCGAUGUUGAAUGAAUCCCUUUAGACAGUGUCACUUUGGUGCUAUUUUAGCCUCCCAACUUUUGCUAAACACCUGUGUCACCUGUAGAACUCAGCAAGACCACUUUAUUAACACACCACUUGAGGCCUUGAUUUACAGUGCAAUCCCGUUAAAACCUUAGAAGACCAUGCGUUUGUAGCAGAGUUUUCCACUACAGGCUAAAACAGGUAGUUUAAUUGCAGAAUUUUAGUGGUUUGUGUCGUAGACAUGACUUACUAACAAAACUCUAGACACUGCCCUUCAGCCGACCUACCUUAAAAGACAGACUGAGAACAAAUUAACCUUUUUGCAUUUGUUUUAAAGGCUUCGCUAUCCUCUUAUUGUGCAAACCAACAGAUUUCCAGAGACGCACAGGAAGUGUUGACACUUACAAUAAGACCGUAACCAACUGAAAAGAUUUGCUGAAUGUGCUUUGCAAUGCUGUGUGUACCGGGCACGACUGAUGAAUGAAUAUGUAAGUGCAAAUAAACUUAAUUAG